Molecule: messenger RNA, 303 nt
Organism: Microthlaspi erraticum
Lineage: Eukaryota; Viridiplantae; Streptophyta; Magnoliopsida; Brassicales; Brassicaceae
Source: the annotation of a GenBank genome assembly
AUGGAAGAUGACGAAUCAGAUUUGGACAUUAUGCUACUAAUGUUGGAUAAUAUAGCAAGAGCAUCUACGAAGAGUGCCAACCAAAUUGAACGUCCUGUUCGUCGACCGAUUACGGAUAUUGGCUAUGAUUACAUUCAAAAGGCUCUUGCGGAGGAACAUGAACAUUUUCGAUCGUUAUAUCGUAUGUAUCCAGAGUCGUUUGAGAAGCUAUGUGUUCUUAUUAGAAUGAAGACAUGUCUACGAGAUACCCGUCAUAUAUGCGUUGAAGAAAUGGUGGCUACAUUCCUCCUUACAGUUGGUUAA